CUCUCGUACACGAGGCACUUGUGUCCUGCUUUCCAGCGCCUGCCGUGAAGAUGUCCCACCCAUCCCCAGCAGCCAAGCCUUCCAAUUCCAAGAACCCGCGAGUCUUCUUUGACGUGGACAUCGGCGGGGAGCGAGUUGGAGGAAUUGUUUUAGAAUUGUUUGCAGAUAUUGUUCCUAAAACUGCAGAAAAUUUUCGUGCAUUGUGUACAGGAGAAAAGGGCACUGGACUGACAACUGGGAAACCUCUGCAUUUUAAAGGAUGCCCUUUCCACCGAAUUAUUAAGAAAUUUAUGAUUCAGGGUGGAGACUUCUCAAAUCAGAAUGGGACAGGUGGAGAAAGUAUUUAUGGUGAAAAAUUUGAAGAUGAGAAUUUUCAUUAUAAGCAUGAUCGGGAGGGUUUGCUGAGCAUGGCAAAUGCAGGCCCCAAUACAAAUGGUUCUCAGUUCUUUAUCACAACAGUUCCAACUCCUCAUUUGGAUGGGAAACAUGUGGUAUUUGGUCAAGUAAUAAAAGGACUAGGUGUGGCAAGGAUGCUUGAAAAUGUAGAAGUGAAUGGUGAAAAACCUGCCAAACUCUGUGUUAUUGCAGAAUGUGGAGAAUUGAAGGAAGGGGAUGACUGGGGAAUAUUCCCCAAAGAUGGCUCUGGGGAUAGUCAUCCAGAUUUCCCUGAGGAUGCAGACAUAGACUUAAAGGAUGUAGAUAAAAUUUUAUUAAUAUCUGAAGACUUAAAAAACAUUGGAAAUACUUUUUUCAAGUCUCAAAACUGGGAGAUGGCUAUUAAAAAAUAUGCAAAGGUUUUAAGGUACCUGGAUAGUUCAAGGGCUGUUAUUGAGAAAGCAGAUGUAUCCAGACUGCAACCCAUAGCCUUAAGUUGUGUGCUGAAUAUUGGUGCUUGUAAAUUGAAGAUGUCAAAUUGGCAGGGGGCAAUUGACAGUUGCUUGGAGGCUCUUGAAAUGGACCCUUCAAACACUAAAGCACUAUACCGAAAAGCGCAAGGAUGGCAAGGAUUGAAAGAAUAUGAUCAAGCAUUGGCUGAUCUUAAGAAGGCGCAGGAGAUAGCCCCAGGAGAUAAAGCUAUCCAGGCAGAAUUGCUUAAAGUCAAACAAAUGAUAAAGGCACAGAAAGAUAAAGAGAAGGCAGUGUAUGCAAAAAUGUUUGCUUAAUAAGGAUUAAAGUUUCCUUAACUAUUAUACAUUGAUUAUAUAAAGGACAAUGUAUAUUAUUGUCUACUUAAUCCCUGAUGUAUUUCCCUUGAUCUUUGUCAUUGUUUACAUAGCAGUGCUGACAUCGGUUCCUUAAUAAAGUUACGAAUUAAGUGAAAAAAA
Molecule: messenger RNA, 1325 nt
Organism: Rattus norvegicus (Norway rat)
Lineage: Eukaryota; Metazoa; Chordata; Mammalia; Rodentia; Muridae
Gene: Ppidl1
Product: peptidylprolyl isomerase D-like 1
Biological process (GO): protein folding
Cellular component (GO): nucleoplasm; cytoplasm
Molecular function (GO): isomerase activity; peptidyl-prolyl cis-trans isomerase activity
Source: RefSeq, a predicted model, not a curated record